AUGCAAAUCUAUGAUUGUUUCCAGCAUUUACCAUAUGCAUUCGAGCAAGUUGCAACAGUGUUUUGGCAUCGAUAUCCAAAUACAGCUGCAAAGCAUGUUAUAAGUGAAGAUUUCAUCGAUGUUACGAUAGACGGUGAUCAAAUCAGGACGAAAAAAUUGAUAUUGAAACAAACAGGAACAUUCUUGAAAGCAGUUCCAAGAUGGAUGUCGCGUUUGACUAAUGUUAGGGUAGUUCCUACAGUUGAGGAAAGUAUAUUCGAUCGGAGUAAAAGAUCUUUAGUGACUUACACGAGAAAUAUUACAUUGUUAUCCACCUGUAAAAUUCAUGAACGUUGUGUUUAUAAACCGGGUUUCAAAAAUGGUAUACCGGAAACGAUUGUGGAACGUGGUGGCUUAGUGUCAACAUCAUUUGGAAAGUUAAAUUCAGUAAUUGAGCGGAUUUUAAUGGCAAAUUUCAAAAAGAAUAUGAGAAAAACAGCAGUUGUUUAUAUGGAAAAGUUGACAAAAAAAUUUGGUGAACCAGCAUUGGUCAACCACAGAACGAAUGAGCCAUAUCUUAUGAGACAAAAGAUUAGUCGUCGUAACUUUUCUACACAAGACUAA
Molecule: messenger RNA, 603 nt
Organism: Brugia malayi
Lineage: Eukaryota; Metazoa; Nematoda; Chromadorea; Rhabditida; Onchocercidae
Product: MSF1-like conserved region family protein
Exons: 5
Coding region: 1-603 (200 amino acids)
Biological process (GO): phospholipid transport
Cellular component (GO): mitochondrial intermembrane space
Molecular function (GO): phosphatidic acid transfer activity
Source: RefSeq, a predicted model, not a curated record